AUGCCGCGCGGAGGGAAAGGUGCUCGACGAGGUCGUGGCCAUUUCCACCCCAGCGCAUCUGGAGGCAAACGACGUGGUGGGCUCGAGACCUCGUUUGUACCCUUCAAUGGCACAGCUCUGCCACAGCAAAACCAGGAUGGCUUCACCCUCCAACAGGUGGCUAAAAACACCGCGCAGCAUCAUGCCUUCGGGAACCCCGUUCAGAAAUUAAGACAUACCAAGGUCAAUUUCGUCUGCGCCGGUACGCUUGAUACCCGGGAUGAGAAGGACGAGAGAGAUAGGAGAGAUGGGGGAGAUGAGGGCCACGCCGAGUCUGCCUUGGCCGAGAUGAGCCUGGACUCGCCACAACAAGCAGAUAUGCAGAUGGAGGGAGUCACAUCUGAGGGACGGGCGCCGGGUGCAAUACCGUCUACUCCACCGCCAAAUGCCGACGAACAACAGCCUGCCUUUGUCAUCGAUACGCUUGGUAGUAAUCCAGUUGAUACAGGAAUGGCCCCGCCACACGUUCGCGCUGCAUCUCCUACUCCCUCCAACUCCAGUGAGGAGGUUAUCUUAUUCCGCGGACGAGAUCGAUGCGGUAGAGGUAUCCCAAGUAGACCGAGACGAGACAACACACAGACGAAUACAAUAGACACAAGAAUCAAAAUAAUCGAGGACAAAAUUCACGAGCGAGAGGAAUUACUGGAAGAGGUCUUGCAUCAGAAAGAUCCGCCUGUUGGGUCAGCCCAGGAAUCAAGCGAGUCAUUCAAUUCAAAUAUCAAGGGCGGCAAAAUGCACCAUGGAGGUCGGGGAGGGCAUCGAGGACGGCGUAGUCGCACAAACAAUGCACGCAUUGAUGAUGAGGACGCUUUACUCGCCGAUUACAUUGCGAAUAUCGACAAUGAGGAUAGCGAUCUGUAUGAUAAUCCAUUCCAUAGGCGGGACCUAGGAGGCACAGACGACGACAUGUGGCUGGGCCAAACCGAGGAAUCAUCUGGAGAACCUGCUUCUGGUGCAUGGCAACCGUCUCAUCUGGGCUUGGGUCAUCCAGAACUAUAUGAUACCGACGGUCCAAGCGCAUUCAAUGGGACCAAGGGAGAUAUAGAGAGGAUACUAUCUAAAAGCGGGCAGAAAUCUGGAGUCCGGUAUCUCGUUGUCUGGAAAAACGAAACUGUGGACGAAGCACAGUGGGUGGAAGCCUCUAAGUUGACAAGUCCCAAUGCUUUAGCGCAGCUUGAAGAGUUUGAAACUAAAGGAAAGCUCCUCGCCGAAGAGCCGAGCGAUUCGGAUGACGAGGAUAUCGAUCAUGAGUCAGACGAUGAUGAUGAUGAUGAAGAAGACGAUGAGGAUGAGGACGACGAUGACCUCCUACAAAGACGGAUAGACCGCAUGACUGACGAGCAGAUCGCGAGGUUGCUCGCCAAACAGGAAGAGUUGGGUAUGGGCUCUGACGAACUGAAGCUUUUCGAUGCCGAAGCUGAUAUCGAAGACGAUGAAGAUAUGGGCAUUUCGAGAAGUGCCUUUAGUUUCGCACCCAUAAUUUCCACAAAGAAAAAGCCAAAGGCUCGUGGUGCACAGCGGCCACGGGGCGAGUUUCCCGCCGCGAGUCUUCUGGCCGAUGCAUACGACGGAUUCGACGUCAUGGAUUUUGAACGCCCCAGCCUCAAGAAGAAGCCAAAAGGGCGCAGGGGUAAGGUUGCCUUCGAUCUCUCCGAUUCCGAACUCGAGGCUUCGAUGGAAGCGGCAUGGGACAACGAUCGCACCAAGAAGAAGGAACGGAAACAACACCGGGAAGAACUACGAGCUCAAGGCCUCUUGGGGAGCAAGAACGGCAAAACGGAUCUGAAAGCAAAGUAUAAGGAAGGAAUGGGUAUCCAUGCUGUGAACGAGGAGAUCAAGACCUUCUUGAUGAGCCAUCAUACAACGAUCUCGCUCCCUCCCAUGGACAAAGCGGACCGAAAAAUUGUUCACGAAUUAGCCAACGCUUUCAACUUGAAAUCCAAGUCUCUUGGAUCCGGCGCCAAGCGUUUUCCAGUCCUGUGCAAGACAGCCCGAACCUCCGUGUAUGUCGAGGGCAAAUUUGCUGCUGUUGAAGGAAGAUUAAUACGGCGUUUCCUGCCUCGGAUGGAUGUAGGUCGGAAACCAUAUGUUAACCAACGCUCUGGCCGAGGUGGCGGUGCCGGCAAUGGGGCUGCAAGCUACCGAGAUGGAGAUAUUGUUGGAGCAUCGGCGCCAGAGCUUGGUGUUGAGAACAAAGGUAGAGCUAUGCUGGAAAAGAUGGGCUGGAGCAUGGGUACAGCUCUGGGUGCUCUCAACAACAAGGGCAUCUUGCAGCCGGUAUCCCAUGUUGUCAAGACCACCAAGGCUGGUUUGGGCUAA
This is a messenger RNA of Venustampulla echinocandica, 2358 nucleotides long. RefSeq lists its product as uncharacterized. The transcript is spliced from 3 exons. Gene Ontology annotation, molecular function: nucleic acid binding. The record is from RefSeq and is a predicted model, not a curated record. The coding region runs from base 1 to 2358 and encodes 785 amino acids. NCBI's taxonomy places the organism in Eukaryota, Fungi, Ascomycota, Leotiomycetes, Helotiales, Pleuroascaceae.